AUGACCACCACACUCACCUCCCUCCCGCGCGAGCUCCGCCAAAACAUCCUCCUCUCCGCCGUCCAGCAAGAAACCCACCUAACCAUCAACACCCCAUGGCCCCAAACCAUCACCUCGCUCCUCGCCGCGUGCAAGCUCCUCCGCGCCGACAUGCCCUGGGUCCUCAACGCCUGGUCACCCCUGCGCGUGCUGCAGCACCCUCGCGACGUAGCCGCCGCCGCCGCGACACCACUGAUCACCAUCGACGGCGUCGCCUGCAACAACCCGUCAUGCCAGGGCCCCCUCUGCCUCUGCCUCCGCCUCUACCACGACGUCGAGCUGCGCGACCUCUGGGCAGACGGCUACGGCCUGGACGCCGCGCUGGUGGAUGCGUGGCACGACGCGGUCGCGGGGCUGCCACUGCCAGUACGGGUCAAUACGCAGAGUGGUACUAACGACAGCGACGAUGACGUCGACGCAAGGACGACAUCAACAACAUCGACGACGACGCCGCCGCCGCCAACUGUCAUUCUCCUCGACGUCACCCCCGCCCCGGGCUGGAUGCGCGCCGCCGGCCACGCGAACCAGCUGAACGCGCUGCUGCAGGACACGCGGACGGCGCGGCGCUUCCUGGAUGCGCAGGCGUUGGACGUCGCGCGGCUGGUGCGGCGCAUCUACGAGCAUUACGGCGGUGGCGGCGGCGGCAGCAGCAAAGGAGGAAGGGGUGGAGCGGUCGAGGUCAAACUCACGGGCAAGUUGGCGCGGCGGUCGGGCGCGUUCGUGGCGAAGGUGGACGAGGGGGGCGGGGUGCGGGUGGAGUUUGUGGGCGAGUACGUCGAGGGCGCGGAGGCGGGGGUGGGGCAGCUGGAGCGCGCGGUGAGGGCGCUGGCGCCGAAGAAGCGGGGGACGGUGGGGGACUGUGCGAGGGCGGUGAGGCUGGCGCGGCUGAGGCGGGUGGAGUGGUCGAAGAGGUCGGCGAAGCUGGUUGAUAGGGCUUGUGAUGGGGGCGGGGUGGAGGGGGUGAGGGAGACGUUGGGGGAGAUGGCGGAGCUGAUGGUCGACGAGCGCAGGGACAGGCUGGAGAUGGCGCCGUCGGGGAACUUGCAUCGCGCUAUGGUGCAUAGUCUGGCUCAGGAUAUGGGGAUGCUGACGGGGUCGGAAGGGGAGGGGGAGGGCCGGUUUGUCGUCGUCACUAAGAAGCCGGCUUUGUGA
This is a messenger RNA of Diplodia corticola, 1191 nucleotides long. RefSeq lists its product as uncharacterized. The coding region runs from base 1 to 1191 and encodes 396 amino acids. Gene Ontology annotation, molecular function: nucleic acid binding. The transcript has a single exon. Lineage: Eukaryota; Fungi; Ascomycota; Dothideomycetes; Botryosphaeriales; Botryosphaeriaceae. The record is from RefSeq and is a predicted model, not a curated record.